Messenger RNA from Lotus japonicus, 1020 nucleotides. Its product is annotated as auxin-induced protein 15A-like. The record is from RefSeq and is a predicted model, not a curated record. Gene Ontology annotation, biological process: response to auxin. The transcript has a single exon. Bases 463 to 741 code for a protein of 92 amino acids. NCBI's taxonomy places the organism in Eukaryota, Viridiplantae, Streptophyta, Magnoliopsida, Fabales, Fabaceae.
AACCAUGAAAUCUAGCUGUUAGCUACUAAUGGAACUGGAGCCCAGGGAGGAACAUAUUUUGAUAUAUUACUCACCAGUACUACAUCAGCAUUAAGCUGUGUUAUCGAAAUGAAGAAAACAUGUCUAAAGCAUGUUUACAAAUAUAUGGAGUACCAUUCAAUGCAAGAACAAAAACAUAAGGUCUCAUUUGGUUGCAAGUGGGGGCCCUAUAUUGGUCAUUGUUUAAAAGCGUGGGGUACACCCUAAGACAACACCACCUGAUAUCUCAUCCGUAUGCCCUCAAUCCUUCAACAAUCAUUUCUCUUUGAAUUGGGAUUCCAAAGAAGCUAAAAUACUAUAAAUACACUCCUCUUGUAUUCACAAACACCACAAGUCAUUGGCAAUCCUCAAGUAUUUAGGACACAAUCUUCUUACAAAUUUGAGAUCUUUGUUUUCUUCUCCUUCCUUCAAAUAAGCACAAAAAUGGGUUUCCAUUUACAUGCUAUUCGACGAGCAUCAUUCACUGCUAUCCAAGGAAGUUCAAAAUCUGCGAAAGUGCCUAAGGGUUAUCUUGCAGUAUAUGUUGGAGAAAAACAGAAGCGGUUUGUGAUUCCGCUAUCAUACUUGAACCAACCUUCAUUUCAGGACUUGCUGUGUCAAUCUGAGGAAGAGUUUGGAUACGAACAUCCCAUGGGUGGCCUCACAAUUCCUUGCAACGAAGAUGUCUUCCAUCAAAUAACUUCUCGCUUGAAUGGGCUCUAAAGCUCACACUAUAGGAAACUGACAUAGUGAUUAGUAGAGACAAUUUUGUACAAUAGUCAUCUUACUUGUAAAAAUUAUGCCUCUUCAAGUGAAAAGGGAAAAUUUUACUAUAUGACAAAUUCACAUGCAAAGUUUACCCUUUACUUUUUUGUGUAAUUACAAUGAACUCAGCUAGCUACUAAAUGUUUCUUUUAUCAAUUAAAAUUUCCACCUCUCAGUACAACUAGGCCUUAUGCUGCUGUGAAAAAAAAUCUAAUUGCUAUAAUAAAUUCCAGAAAG